This is a messenger RNA of Diaporthe citri, 1554 nucleotides long. RefSeq lists its product as uncharacterized. Lineage: Eukaryota; Fungi; Ascomycota; Sordariomycetes; Diaporthales; Diaporthaceae. Gene Ontology annotation, biological process: intracellular calcium ion homeostasis; calcium ion transmembrane transport. The coding region runs from base 1 to 1554 and encodes 517 amino acids. The transcript has 2 exons. Gene Ontology annotation, cellular component: fungal-type vacuole membrane. Gene Ontology annotation, molecular function: calcium:proton antiporter activity. The record is from RefSeq and is a predicted model, not a curated record.
AUGGCGUUGAAUCCGGAGGUGCCUCAAAGGUCUGAAACUCUCCUAAUCGAUAACAGACGCAAGGCCCAUCGAGUAUACCGGAAACUUGAUCGUAGGGACCGAUUCAACCCUUUCAGACAUAUCGCUUGGUACAAGACGUCAAAGGACCUCAGACCACAUUCCAAAACAGCGAAAACAACCAGUCUUUUUGGGUUCCGAUACACGCUCUUGAAAAUCAAGGAGGCGCCGGAGGAACCGUUUACAGUCGCAAACCAGAUCCAGAGGACUUUGCUCACAUCAUGGAUCAACAUCCUGCUCGUGUGUGUACCAGCUGGAGUAGUCCUCUCCCAGAUUAGGGGUGGUACUCCCGAAACAUUCACUCUGAACUACAUUGCUCAGAUUCCGCUCUGGUUUCUGUGCGAUUACUCCCUGGAAGAACUGGAAAAGUACAUCGGCGUCAGGGCCACGGACAUACUGGAUAUAUUCACAACCAAUACUGUGCAAAUCAUCUCAAGCGUCCUCUUGCUGCUUGAUGGCAAGGUUGACCUGCUGCAGACAUCGCUGAUAGGUGGGAUCCUGAGCAACAUUUUAGUGCUCCUCGGCUUGAGCAUAUCAUUCGGAGGGGCAACGAACAUCGAUCAACGCCAGCAGGAGUUCAACCGGACCGGUGCCCAGGGGUCAUCAAGUCUUCUUUCAAUCGCCGCGACUAGCCUCCUCAUACCCACGGCGGUGAAAUUGUUGGACCAGACAUCGAAAGAGAACCUGGUCCGACAGUCCCGAGGAGUGUCAGUUGUCCUUCUGUUCGUCUAUUUCACAUACUCGAUCUGUCAAAUGUGGACACACAAAGUGGAGUACGGGGCAUCAGGCAAAUCAAAAGCCACCGUGUCGGCCAUACAAUCUGCUACUGCCAGUGGUGUAUCGAUCGGAGGUCGGCCGUUAGGGGACAUGGCAUCGCCAAGAACCCUGGGGAUCCCUUCACCAAAUCGCAAAGACGGGGCUUCCCCGCGAUCCGUCUCCUUCAUCCAGUCACCCGUGCCCCUCUCAAAUCAGAGUGCCGUCGCCGUUAGCGCAUAUGAAAAUGGAGACGACGACGAGAUUCACGGGCCUCAGCUGGACCUCCCGGUGGCGGCAGCCCUCUUCGCCGCCUCGAUCGUGCUGCUCUACUUCUGCAUCGAUGCGACGGUGAACAGCAUAUCCGCCCUAACAGAACAGACCUCGCUGACCGACACGUUCGUGGGGCUGAUACUGCUUCCCAUCCCCAACUGCGACUUCGCGCCCAUCUCGCUCGCCGUCGACGACCAGCUCGAGCAGACCAUGAAGUACACGGUCGGCCGGUCCAUCCAGACCGCGCUGCUGGUCGAGCCCGCCGUCGUGUUGCUGGCGUGGUGCCUGAGCAUCCCGGACGUCACGCUUGCGUUUGACGGUUUUGAGGUUGUGAGCUUGUUCACGACUAUCUUGCUUCUGAACUUCCUUGUGGUGGAUGCAAAGGUGCAUUGGGUUCAUGGAAUUUUGCUGCUUGCCGACUGGGUGCUAAUUGGUAUCGCUGCGUACUUUGUACAUCCGCAAAUCGAUUAA